GUUUUACGUCAAGGGCGAGUGCGCCAAGGGCGAGCAGUGCAUGUUUGCGCACGGCCUGCAGGAGAUCCGCUGCGCCCCCGACCUGCGCAAGACGUCCCUGUGCCCCGACUGGCAGUCGGGCAGGUGCCCGCUCGCCGCGGAGGAGUGCCUCCGCGCCCACGGCCCCGAGGACCUCCGCGGGACCCCGGCGUACCUCAGGACCUCCCUGUGCAAGCAGUUCCUCAAGGGCAGGUGCCGCGCCGGCUCGGCGUGCCGCCACGCGCACAGCGAGGGGGAGCUCGAGAAGAGCCUCCGCGCGGGCGCGGGCACGUUGGCCGGCAGCAGCACGGGCUCCGAGCCAGAGGACUACGCGCGCGGCGGUGAGGAGCCCGUCAAGACUCUGGGCUCGCGCGCGGGCGGCGGUCUCGCAGCG
Messenger RNA from Prorocentrum cordatum, 412 nucleotides. The record is from the annotation of a GenBank genome assembly. Lineage: Eukaryota; Dinophyceae; Prorocentrales; Prorocentraceae.